Molecule: messenger RNA, 1217 nt
Organism: Malaya genurostris
Lineage: Eukaryota; Metazoa; Arthropoda; Insecta; Diptera; Culicidae
Exons: 5
Coding region: 63-1217 (384 amino acids)
Source: RefSeq, a predicted model, not a curated record
CAAGAAGGAGCAUUGGACGCCGUAGUCGCGCUACAAAAAAUACAGUAAAUCAUCGACAAAAAAUGUCAGGAGUACCGUUGUUACAGACGCAACAAGAAAAUACUUCAAUAAACCCAGUGCAAACUAACGAACAUCGAAGCCUUUAUCGCGCUGCUUUGCACUAUGAUCCGGCAAACGAUUAUAGUACAGAUAGUUCAGUCGCUAUUGGACCAAUGAACGUAGUGUGUAUUCAUUGUAAGGCGUUGAAGUUUAAAAAUGAAACAUCUGGAUUAUGUUGUGCAAGUGGUAAAGUUAAAUUAAUUAAAUUAAAUUCCCCUCCCGAACCAUUGCGCUCAUUGGUAGCAGGAAGUCAAAGUUCCUCCAAACAUUUUUUGGAGAACAUCCAAGCAUAUAACAGCUGUUUUCAUAUGACUUCAUUUGGUGCAACACACAUAAUACGAGACAAUUUUAUGCCAACGUUUAAGGUUCAAGGUCAAAUUUAUCACAGAGCGGGCUCACUAUUGCCAGUAUCUGAUGCAGAACAUACGUUUCUUCAAAUCUAUUUUAUGGGAGAUUCUAACCUAGAAGCAAAUCAACGUUGUUUUCACUAUAUUAAUACGAAAAAGGAAAUCGUGCAACAGCUACAGACGAAGCUGCAUAAGAACAAUGAAUUAAUUAAAUUAUUUAAAACAGCUUUAGAAAGGAUGACAUCAGACAACCAUAAAAUAUUGAUUCGAGCUGACAAAACUCCGGUUGGCGAGCAUUCCCGUCGAUUUAAUGCACCAACAUUUGACGAUGUUGCAGUAGUGAUUGUGGGAGAAAAUUUACAAUCACGGGAUAUUGUUUUACACCGCAGAAGCAAUGAAUUGCAACGUGUAUCAGAAACACAUCGGUGUUACGAUGCUUUACAGUAUCCGCUAUUAUUUUGGCAGGGUGAAGAUGGAUAUCAUUUUACAAUCAAAAUGAUAAGCCCAUUAACUGAUGAGGAAACGAACAAAAUGGUUAGCUCGAUGAAUUUUUAUUCUUAUAGAAUGAUGGUCCGUGAGAAUGAUGAAAAUCACAUUCUGAAAUGUCGCAAACUGUUUCACCGGUAUGCUGUUGAUAUGUACAAAGUGUCGGUAUUCGUCCGAUGUCAGAUGAUCCCGGAUUUUUCUUUACAACGGUUAACAAGUGGUCGCAUCAAGAAUAUCGAUCUAAUAUUUUCAACGGACUUGGUGCCUUGUGCAGAAUCAGUGUAA